This is a messenger RNA of Talaromyces rugulosus, 1431 nucleotides long. RefSeq lists its product as uncharacterized. Lineage: Eukaryota; Fungi; Ascomycota; Eurotiomycetes; Eurotiales; Trichocomaceae. Bases 1 to 1431 code for a protein of 476 amino acids. The record is from RefSeq and is a predicted model, not a curated record. Gene Ontology annotation, molecular function: arylsulfatase activity. The transcript has a single exon.
AUGUCUCGCAAGCGGAAUGUCCUCCUGGUCAUUGCUGACGAUCUGGGAAAGGCGCUGGGAUGCUAUGGAGACAACACCGUCGACACCCCCAACAUAGAUCGCCUCGCCCAGGAUGGCGUGGUCUUCGACAAUGCCUUUGCAAGCACUGCGUCCUGCAGCGGCAGCCGCUCGGUCAUCUAUACCGGACUGCACACCCACGAGAACGGUCAGUAUGGUCUGAACCACUACACGCAUCACUUCAUGACGUUCGACCACGUGGAGACGGCCCCAGGCCUCUUGCGGGAGCACGGCUAUCUGACGGGAAUCGUUGGCAAAAUACACGUUGGCCCUAUGUCCAUAUAUCCAUGGGAGGUAGUCGAUGAAAGCCCGACGCGUGACGUGAAGUGGGUGGCUGACCGAGCCGAAUCGUUCUUCAAAACUGCCGCAGAAGACGGACGGCCGUUCUUCCUCACCGUGGGCUACAUGGAUCCGCAUCGUGACCAUACCAGAGGCGGCUUUGGCAAUGGGGACGAGACUGUGUCGGCAGAGGAUCCGCUGUAUACCAGCAAUGACGUCGUCGUGCCAGAAUACCUGAGUGAUCUGCCAGAGGUCCGCUCGGAACUUGCCGAGUACUAUCGGUCGAUCGCCCGAGUUGACAGAGGCCUUGGUCUAAUCAUGAAAUAUUUGAAACAAUAUGGACACGACGAAGACACUCUCGUCAUGUUUAUGAGCGACAACGGGCCUCCUUUUCUCAACUCCAAGACCACAUUGUAUGACGCAGGCAUACGCUUGCCGUUUGUUGUCCGGCAACCCGGGGUCACAGCAUCUGGACUCAAUGCGAACCUGGUGUCGUACACCGAUAUUCUGCCAACUAUUCUAGACUGGGCUGGAUACCAGUCGCCCCCAACUACUUCGCAAAACACCCCUCUCCGACGUGGUAGGUCAUUCUUACCGAUCAUGACAAAGACAUCACUGGAUGAUGCAUGGACCAAGGUGUUUGGGUCGCAUACUUUUCACGAAAUCACAAACUACUAUCCGACUCGCUUCAUCCGAACCACGAGAUACAAAUACCACCGCAAUAUCGCUUGGAAACUGGACUUUCCCUUUUCAACGGAUCUCUAUGCCUCAUUGUCAUGGGAAGGUAUGAGAAACGUUGACGGACCCGUGAAAAUCGGACGGCGCACGUUGGAGGCAUACAUUCGUCGCCCGGCCGAAGAACUAUUUGACAUGGAACAAGAUCCAAGAGAAGUGAACAACGUUGCGAGUGACCCCGCGUAUGCCGAUGUCCUUGCAGGCAUGAGACAAGAUAUGGAGGCAUGGCAACGAGACACAAGAGACCCCUGGCUUUUUCGAGAUGGGGUAUCGUUGUUGGAGAUGCAGGGCCAUCUGGAUGCUGGACUUAAGAUCCCUGACCGCUUCGAUUUUGACAUUAACGCACCAAAGUCCAAAUAG